CCAAUCAUUGUCGUAGAAAAUCCAGCGAUUUGACAGGCCAUUGUUUUGCUUUAAAAAUCCCAUUCAAAUUCUCGACGAUUUCGUUAGUUGUACCGAGUGAUGCCCAAUUCGACGUCGAGAAGAGGACUCCUCGGUUCGAAAACCGCUUGAGCAUCGCGAAAUCCCCGUCUCCUUUAAAGCAGCGCAGCAGUACAACAUGGGCGGUGUGGUGAGUUCCGGCCAAAACAACGACGAUCUGAUCGACAAUUUGCUCGAGGCCGAUUACAUCAAAACCCCUCUGGUCGAGCGGGUGUUCCGCGCCGUCGACAGGGCCGAGUACUUCCUGCCCGAAGGCAGGGCCAACGCGUACAAGGACUUGGCCUGGAAGUACGGCAAUCUGCACCUGUCGGCGCCGUGCAUCUACAGCGAGGUGAUGGAGGGCCUGUGCCUGGCGCCCGGCCUCUCGUUCCUCAACCUCGGCUCGGGCACCGGCUACCUCAGCACCAUGGCCGGCCUCGUGCUCGGCAGCUACGGCGUCAACCACGGCAUCGAGUGCCACGGCGACGUCGUCCACUACGCCAAUCGCAAGCUGGACGAUUUCAAGCGCCAUUCGGGCGCCUUGGACGAGUUCGACUACUGCGAGCCCAAGUUCGUGCACGGUAACUGCUUGUGCCUUACCAGCGAUUGCAACUCGCAGUACGAUCGCGUCUACUGCGGCGCCUCCUGUCCCGAACAGUACGAGACCUACAUGAAGAACCUGCUCAAAGUCGGCGGUAUACUCGUCAUGCCGCUCAACGAGCAACUCGUGCAGUUCAAAAGGACCUGCACCGAUCACUGGGAGGCGCGCUCCCUUCUUCCCGUGUCCUUCGCCUCGCUGGUGCAACCCGUCGAAGGAUGCCAGGAGUGGGUUCAUCCUAUCGAAGUCGAACCGUUGUCGCUGCAAACUUUAUGCCGCGCUACUAUUAGAAACCUGCUGAGGCAGAACAUCGAGCGGGAGCAUCCGCCUGUUAAGAGACAGGUCAAUUACAACAAAGCGCCCAAGAAGAAGAGGGCCUUGAGGAGAUUGGCCGUACCGUUGUUCGAUUCCGAUACGGAUUCGGACGAUGAAAGGAUUUUUGUGAGCGGCGGGAUUAAUGAAAGGAACCGGGAUAACGGCAGGGCUGCGUUUAGAGAAGAACCGGACGGGUUUUUGAAUUUAGUUUUAGGCUCGUUCAGAGAAGGAAGAUACCUGUUUAGCGGCCCUCUUCACGACAGUGACUGCGUGAAUAGCACCAGAGAAAACAACACGGAAACCGAUCAAUCCAGCGAAGACAAUAGAAUGGAAACCGACGCUACGGAAUCCACCGAAGAAACCGUACAAAAACCGGAGAAGAUCAGAACACGAGCCGUUAUAGAACACAAUCCCAGCACCAGCGAGCACAAUACCAACACCACAGCAAACGCGUCGGACGUUCCGAUCGCUCCGCAACAGCAGCCAGCCGAACAGGAAGAGACCGAAUCCAUUCAGAACACGUUAGACGAGAUCCACAACGUCAUCAUCGAUGUUUUUAACGUGUUGAGGCGAGAUCGCGAGGGCGAGGACGCCAUCGAAGAGGACCCGGUCGAACAGCACGAUGGAAACGAAGCAACCGCAGAAGAUGCUAGCGAAGCGCGCCGAAGCGGGCCCAGCAACUCGAAUCUACCGCAGGCGAACGUAAACAGUCGCAACAAGAAGAAGAGGGAGAAAUUCGAUAGCGGUUUGGGCGACGAGAUCGUGGAGAAUCGCAGCGAUUCCUCGUCGUCCGAUGACGACGAUGAUGAUAUCGGAGAAGAUAUGCAAUCGAGCAGCGGCGACGAUUCGGGACAGAAGCGCACCAAGCGGGCGCAGAAAUCGGAAACGAAGAGCAACUCGUCGUUGAAGUGGCGUCGCAUCGAGUCCGAAAUUCACACGAUGGUAGACAGCAGCAGCGAGAACGAGAACGAAGAGGAGCAGAAGUUCGACGACGAGAUGAAAAUGUACAAGAGCCCCUACACCGAACACAUGAAAUCCAGGAUACAGCAAUUGCCGUUGCCGACGAUAUUGAAGAGUUACCUCAAUUAUUAUAGAGAAUUCUAAUUCGGAACGGCGGAUGGGCGUCAGUAGGGGUCGGGGUUUGGUGCUUGUGCCAAAAUCUUUGGUGUUUACUCGAAUCGGAGUUUUAUAUAUAUACAUAUUUUUUAAGUUAAGAAAAUUUAUAUUUUAUUUGAAAUAUCCUUAAUGAUGUUCUGUAUAAAUACGUGAAUUGUAGCUCUAUAGCUUAGAUUAAAGUGGUGUGAUUUAUUUGAAAUAUACACUAUAGAGUGUUGGUAGAAUUUUUGUAACUCGUUACAAAGUAAAUUUCCAGUACUCGACUCUAUUUCAUGUUUCAUGCGAGAAAG
Messenger RNA from Phyllotreta striolata, 2376 nucleotides. The record is from the annotation of a GenBank genome assembly. NCBI's taxonomy places the organism in Eukaryota, Metazoa, Arthropoda, Insecta, Coleoptera, Chrysomelidae.